Messenger RNA from Athene cunicularia (burrowing owl), 8922 nucleotides. It is a transcript of the gene ROBO2, whose product is annotated as roundabout guidance receptor 2. NCBI's taxonomy places the organism in Eukaryota, Metazoa, Chordata, Aves, Strigiformes, Strigidae. The transcript is spliced from 30 exons. Gene Ontology annotation, molecular function: protein binding. The coding region runs from base 424 to 5058 and encodes 1544 amino acids. The record is from RefSeq and is a predicted model, not a curated record.
GCUAUUAGGAUCAGACAGUCAGGCUUAAAGCUGUCAGUACAACUGCUUCUCAUCUUUUUUCACAAUCCUGACAUCUUUUCUCUUUUCUGCUGGACACAAGCAUUACUGUUUUUAUCAUUUUCAAUCAAGCUCACGCUGCAAGCUGAGGAAUAUAUUCCCACAGAAACCAAAGUGAGGAGCAGAAAUUAUUUUAUAGCUACUGUAGUAGCAGCGGUGCCGGCUGCAUGUUGUGUGGGAGAAACAGGAUCAGUGAGAAAUGUGGCUUUCCUCAGGGCUACAUCAUUGAGAUAUUAGUUCAACAUCUAAGGAGAGCAAAGCUACUCCUCUGAUUUUUCAAUGAUUAAUCACUCCUUCGUAAGCAAACAGAAAGUGGGGGAGAAGAUGUAAGAUUUUUUUUUUUUUUUUUUUCAAUAACUUGUGGAAAUGUUAUCAUCAGUGAAACGGGGGAAAAUUACUAUGCUUGAACUUCUUUUCAUUUUGAUGUUGCUCUUCUCUGGACCAACCCUGAGCAAGCUUAGCAGGACCAAAGGCAAACACUGGAAGGGGGGAUCCCGUCUCCGCCAGGAGGACUUUCCACCCCGGAUUGUUGAGCAUCCUUCAGAUGUGAUAGUCUCUAAAGGAGAGCCAACAACUCUGAACUGUAAAGCUGAAGGACGGCCAACUCCUACUAUUGAGUGGUACAAGGAUGGAGAGCGAGUGGAAACGGACAAGGAUGAUCCGCGUUCCCACCGCAUGCUGCUGCCCAGCGGAUCUUUAUUUUUCUUACGUAUUGUGCACGGACGCAGGAGUAAACCCGAUGAAGGAAGUUAUGUUUGUGUAGCAAGGAACUAUCUUGGAGAAGCUGUGAGUCGCAAUGCAUCUCUGGAAGUGGCAUUGCUACGGGAUGACUUCCGCCAAAACCCUACAGAUGUUGUAGUGGCAGCUGGAGAGCCUGCUAUAUUGGAGUGCCAGCCACCUCGUGGACACCCUGAGCCUACCAUCUACUGGAAGAAAGAUAAAGUCCGUAUUGAUGACAGGGAAGAGCGCAUCAGUAUACGUGGUGGGAAGCUGAUGAUCUCCAAUACAAGAAAAAGUGAUGCCGGCAUGUACAUUUGUGUUGGAACAAAUAUGGUCGGGGAGCGAGACAGUGAUCCGGCAGAGCUGACUGUCUUUGAACGGCCCACGUUUCUCAGGCGACCAAUUAACCAAGUGGUGCUGGAGGAGGAGGCUGUGGAUUUCCGGUGCCAGGUGCAGGGGGAUCCCACACCCACAGUCCGGUGGAAGAAAGAUGAUGCAGACUUACCGAGAGGAAGGUAUGACAUCAAAGAUGACUACACUUUGCGCAUUAAGAAGGCCAUGAGUACAGAUGAAGGAACUUACACAUGUAUUGCUGAGAAUCGAGUUGGAAAAGUGGAAGCCUCUGCUACCCUCACUGUGCGAGCUCGCCCCGUUGCUCCCCCACAGUUUGUGGUGAGACCACGAGACCAGAUUGUAGCCCAGGGUCGAACAGUGACUUUUCCUUGUGAAACUAAAGGAAAUCCCCAGCCAGCUGUUUUCUGGCAAAAAGAAGGAAGCCAGAAUCUACUCUUCCCAAACCAGCCUCUCCAGCCCAACAGCAGGUAUUCAGUGUCACCAACAGGAGAUCUCACCAUUACCAACAUUCAGCGGUCUGAUGCAGGCUACUACAUUUGUCAAGCACUGACAGUUGCUGGAAGCAUUUUAGCAAAGGCUCAGCUGGAGGUUACUGAUGUCUUGACAGAUAGGCCUCCACCCAUCAUCCUCCAGGGGCCAGUCAAUCAGACACUGGCAGUGGAUGGGACAGCUUUGCUGAAGUGCAAAGCAACCGGCGACCCCCUUCCUGUCAUCAGCUGGUUAAAAGAAGGAUUCACCUUCCUGGGCCGAGACCCUCGAACAUCCAUACAGGAUCAGGGGACACUACAGAUUAAAACUCUGCGGCUGUCCGAUACUGGGACUUACACUUGUGUUGCUACAAGUUCUAGUGGGGAGACAUCUUGGAGUGCUGUGCUGGAGGUGACAGAAUCUGGUGGAGCAACAGUCAGUAAGAAUUAUGAUGUAAAUGACCUCCCUGGGCCACCAUCCAAACCUCAGGUCACUGAUGUUACUAAGAACACUGUCACCCUGUCCUGGCAACCAGGGACCCCUGGAAGCCUACCAGCUAGUGCAUAUAUCAUUGAGGCUUUUAGUCAAUCUGUGAGCAAUAGCUGGCAAACGGUGGCUAACCAUGUGAAGACCACUCUCUACACUGUGAGAGCACUGCGCCCCAAUACAAUCUACCUGUUUAUGGUGAGAGCUAUCAACUCACAAGGUCUGAGUGAUCCCAGCCCUAUGUCAGAUCCUGUCCGAACACAAGAUAUCAGCCCACCAGCACAAGGUGUGGAUCACAGGCAAGUCCAGAAAGAACUGGGAGACGUCAUUGUACGACUGCAUAAUCCUGUUGUGCUGACACCCACGACGGUUCAAGUCACCUGGACAGUUGACCGGCAAUCCCAGUUUAUUCAGGGCUACCGUGUAAUGUAUCGGCAAACGUCUGGCCUACCUUCUCCGGGUGCAUGGCAGAAUUUGGAGGUCAAAGUCCCAACUGAGCGCAGUGCUGUUCUCGUCAACUUAAAAAAGGGGGUCACUUAUGAAAUUAAGGUUCGCCCUUAUUUCAAUGAAUUCCAAGGAAUGGACAGUGAAUCAAAGUCUGCUCGUACCACAGAGGAAGCUCCAAGUGCCCCUCCUCAGUCUGUUACUGUCCUGACAGUUGGGAACCACAACAGCACAAGCAUCAGCAUCUCCUGGGAUCCUCCCCCUCCAGACCACCAAAAUGGAGUCAUCCAGGAGUAUAAGAUCUGGUGCCUAGGUAAUGAGACUCGAUUUCAUAUCAACAAAACAGUAGAUGCAGCCAUUCGGUCUGUAGUAAUAGGUGGCCUAUAUCCAGGUAUUCAGUACCGCGUGGAAGUUGCUGCAAGCACCAGUGCAGGUGUGGGAGUAAAAAGUGAGCCACAACCCAUAAUAAUCGGAGGUCGUAACGAAGUUGUCAUCACUGAAAAUAACAACAGCAUAACUGAGCAAAUCACUGAUGUUGUCAAACAGCCUGCCUUUAUAGCUGGCAUCGGUGGUGCAUGUUGGGUAAUUCUGAUGGGUUUCAGCAUCUGGUUGUACUGGCGCAGAAAGAAGAGGAAGGGGCUCAGCAAUUAUGCUGUUCAGUCCUUCACCUUCACCCCUGCAGUCACUUUCCAAAGAGGAGAUGGAGGACUAAUGAGCAAUGGAAGUCGACCAGGUCUGUUGAAUGCAAGUGACCCCAGUUAUCCUUGGCUUGCAGACUCUUGGCCUGCCACAAGUCUGCCGGUAAACAACAGCACUAGCGGACCAAAUGAUCUUGGAAAUUUCGGUCGUGCAGAUGUGCUGCCACCAGUGCCAGGGCAAGGGGAUAAAACUGCUACUAUGCUUUCUGAUGGAGCCAUUUACAGCAGCAUUGACUUCACCACGAAAACUAGUUACAACAGUUCCAGCCAAAUAACACAAGCUACGCCAUAUGCCACCACCCAGAUUCUGCAUUCCAACAGCAUCCAUGAGCUGGCUGUCGACUUACCUGAUCCUCAGUGGAAAAGCUCAAUUCAGCAAAAAAAUGACCUGAUGGGAUUCGGUUACUCUCUCCCAGACCAAGGCAAAGGCAACAAUGCCUUGCUUUACAUCCCUGACUACCGCGUGGCUGAGGGAUUGGCUAAUAGAUUGCCACACAACCAGUCACAGGAUUUCAGCACCACCAGCUCCCACAACAGCUCCGAAAGGAGUGGCAGCCUCUCAGGUGGCAAAGGAGGGAAAAAGAAGAAAAACAAAAAUACUGCCAAGCCCCAGAAAAAUAAUGGGUCAAACUGGGCUAGUGUUCCCCUCCCACCCCCUCCUGUGCAGCCUCUUCCAGGAACAGAGCUGGAACACUAUGGGGUGGAUCAGCAAGAAGCAGGAUAUGACAGUGACGGUUGGUGUCCACCUUUGCCGGUUCAGACCUACCUACAUCAGGGCAUGGAGGAUGAGCUUGAAGAAGACGAUGAUCGUGUUCCCACACCUCCUGUCCGAGGAGUAGCUUCAUCACCUGCGAUCUCCUUUGGACAACAGUCAACUGCAACCCUCACGCCUUCUCCACGAGAGGAGAUGCAGCCAAUGCUUCAAGCCCACCUUGAUGAAUUAACAAGGGCUUACCAGUUUGAUAUAGCAAAGCAGACAUGGCACAUCCAAAGCAAUACACAACCUCCUCAGGCUCCAGUUCCGCCCCUAGGAUAUGUAUCUGGAAACCUUAUUUCAGAUUUGGAAACAGAUGUUCCAGAUGAUGAGGAUGAUGAGGAUGAUAUUGAAGAAGAAACUGUAGAAAUCAGUAGGCCGCUAAGAGGUCUAGAGCAUACUCCAGGCUCCAGUAUGGACAAUCUGGACAGCUCUGUGACAGGGAAAGCAUAUCCUUCCUCUCAGAGACCUCGGCCAAGCAGUCCUUUUUCUACUGACAGCAACACCAGUGCAGCUGUCAAUCAGAGUCAGAGGCCGAGGCCCACUAAAAAACACAAGGGAGGACGGUUGGACCAACCCCCCUUGCCUCAUCGUAGGGAGGGAAUAACAGAUGAUCUUCCACCACCACCCGACCCGCCCCCUGGUCAGGGUUUAAGGCAGCAAAUAGUCCCCGGCCAGCGCGGAGGCUCAGCAGAGAGGAAAGGAAGCUCUCUUGAGAGGCAGCAUGCACCCAACGUAGAUGAAACAAAGAGCUCCCUGGACCGGCAAGCUAGAACAUCACUAGAGUGGCAGCGGCAAACCCAGGAGUGGAUAAGCUCGACAGACCGCCAAGAGGAUUUCAGGAAAGUCCAACACAAACAAGCCUUCGGAUCAGAAGAGGCACUCGUACCAUAUAGUAAACCCAACUUCCCAUCCCCUGGCGGCCACAGCUCUUCAGGAACAGCUUCUUCUAAAGGAUCGACCGGACCUAGAAAAGGUGAAGUCUUGCGGGGAGGUCACCAACGCAAUGCCAGUGACCUUCUCGAUGUAGGCUAUGUGGGAUCAAACAGUCAAGGACAGUUUACUGGUGAAUUAUAGUAGUUGAGAAGACACAUUGCAAGCUGCUCUGAUGGAUCAUCAGGUCUGAACUCAUGGAAGUGAUGACACUAAACAGUGCAAUGAACAUUUUCUUUAUUUAUGUACUAUUAAAAGAACUGUAAAUGCAAUGUAAAGACACACAGCCACACAUAUCCCACAGAUACUUUACUUGUGUUCUUCUCUUUAAUACACCAUCCACCUUAAACUAUUCCUUGUCAGGAGUAUAUAAAAAAGAAAGAAAAAAAAAAAAAAAAACAAAAAACACCACCCUACAGGAUGAAAAGGAUUUCCUUGUGUAUAUAAUUUCUUUUGUUGCAUUGCUAUGCAAGCUCACCUUCUUUUUAGCUAUGUUCAUAUUCAUGUCUGUUUUUAUUGGUCUGUUGUACUAUAUGUGAAUUAAUAGGCUGUGGUGCCAUAUAUUAACUUUUAAUUGUGUAACUUUUAUGUUUAAAGUUUGCACUGCAAUUUUAUUUGAUGAUAAGCACAAAACUCUACUCCUCAUGACAUGAAGAAAAAAGAGACUGAAUGUGUGAAGAAGGUUUACGUACUGUAAGCUACUUUGGGUAAUGCUGGAUGUAAAGGAGUAUGUUAGGUGGUUUUCCAUUGGGGUGUAGAAAUAAGAAAGUGACAGGCAAAACUGAUGUCAGUGAAGACAUUAGAGACAGAUUUAAAUCUUUUAAAGGCAAGCAACAUAGUUGCUCUUCCUAUUUAAGAAGGGGUCAGAAGUUGGAAGUGUGAAAUUAAAGAGUGAAUAUGAAAAUUAAAGGUAGCAUGAGAUGGCCUAGACCCUUUCACUAGAAUGAUGCCCUUAGUAUCUGUUUUUAGCCAUCCCAUGCCACUUAAGUAAAGGGUAAGAAAAACAAACCUUGCUACAAACAAAAGAAUUUAAGGUGUUUCACUAAAGCUGUUUUUAUAUUGCAGUUUUAAAAGAAUUAUUACCAUUAAUUUCUCCGACCCAAAAUAUAAGACAGAGAUUUCCCAGGAGAAACUAACAAUAUAAACUCAAGGAAUACCUAGUAAGUAGUCAAGGAUGCAAUUUAUUAUUAAGGCAUAUUCAGGCUGCUUCCAAAAAAUUGAAAUGUCAGAGUAUCUUAUUUCAUUUUUCCAAUACGUGUACAGUAUAAUAGAGGAUAGAGCUGCACCACUGAAAUUCAUGACAUUAAUUGUUUUGAUGCAGUCUAAACAAACCUUUGUGUUCUGUUACCUGAAGUGUGUGAGAGCUGAAGCUGGAUCCACUAAAUUUGUAGUAAAAUGUUUAGUGUUUGGAAGGAAAGCAAUGGUCAAAUUAUUUUCGGCUUGCAUUAGGUACAUUUCUGGCAAUACAGUACAUCCAAAAAGUUGGAUAUAAGCAAAGAAAAUCUUUGACCUAUGUUUUAGUGGGUGGCUUCAAGCCCUGCUAUGAUGAGGAAAUAACGCAUGUUUAUACACUUUUUGAAUAAACCAGACUCUGUAAGUGGACAUUAAUGACAGCAUCCUGUCUCUUCAUUAAUUUUCAUGACUUUGUCCAAAUCUUCUGUACCUCUCAAAUCUCAAAGUAAAUUGUCAAACUUUUCUUAGAAUAUUGUAUGUGUAUAGCCCAUGCAUUUGGUGCUUAAUUUAAAUAUUGCAUCCUACAGCUUGUUUCUGUUAGUUAUCUGACCAUGAAUACAACUUUCCAUUUGAAUACCCUUUUCGUAUAACCAGUCUAUGUUGUUUUAUAUAUUGCCUUGGAGCUCACCAGUAUUAAGAACACUCUUAGUAAUGGCAGAAUUUUAGAAAAUUAAAUUACAAUGCUAAAUAUGUGUUGCUUUUCAUUUCAUUAACUUGUUCCAUGAUAAGAUAAAACACUACAGCCAUCAACUAUAACUCAGCACUAUUGAAUAUUAAAAAAAUGCUAGUUAACUUCCUUAAGGUCAAGACUGUUAUUUAGCAGGUUAAAAACCAAAAAAAGUUGAGAAAAAAAUGUAUGCAUUUAUUUAUAUAUGUGACCAACAAAUAUAUGUAAUUUUCCUGCUUGUUAAGCCAUUAUAGUUAAAACCAUUACUUUAAAAUGUGCAGAAAUGUUCAAGCAAGAUAAAGGCAUCAUAUUUACAUAUGUAUGGUUUUUAUUUUGGUAUUAUCAUAUGAAGAGAAGACUAUUCAGGGUACAAUUCAAAUUUAAUUCUCUGGAAAAUGUUUAACUCAGUUGCCCUUAGAUUUGUUUUCCUUUUAAUUCAAAGCUUGUGCUGAGCUUUGGUGGAACACCUUACUCACUAUAUUCUAUUCAAAAUUCAGUAUCAUUAGGUGUUGACAAAAUCAUCCCAAUUACUUUCAAAUACGUGUUUUAUCUCUUCCACUGGAAAGUAAAUGUGUGUCAGUAUUAAAGCUGUGCAGUACCAUGAUAUUCACUAACUUGAUCAUCUGCUUCUGUACAUUUUUGUUCAUUAAUAAUUUGCUUACAAUAUUACAUAAGGUGUUGUUGUGUAUCGCAAAGUGUCUCCAUUAUCCUACAGGUGAUGUCUCUUCUUUUGUUUUCUCUCUCUCUUUUCUAUACAGUGUACUUCCAAUGAACCACAGUACAUAUUUUUUAAAAUGCCAUUUAAUUUACUAUUUUAAAAGAAGUAUUCUUCUUUUUUUAAAAAAAAUUUAAAACAUUUAUUGUGAAUAAUGUGUUUAAAGAAAAGGGAUGUUGUGGCAGCACUUAGAAUUGCUUUUUAAUUUGUUUUUUUAAAAAACUGUUUAUUGGCUACAGUUUGUUCACGAAAAAGUAUGACCUCUUAAUGUGUUUCAUUGGUGUUAGUGCAGCAAAGUUUAAUUGGCAUAAAAAGUUGGUUAAUAGUACUGUUGAAGUGUGUAUUGUAUAUUUACUGGGGAAAAAAAUAAAACAUAUUCACAUUUCAAAUCUAUGUUAAAAGACCUUGAGUAAGGAGUCAAUAUGUGGAAACCCAAACUGGGAAAAUCAGGCAAUAAUAACAUAGACUGAGCUAUAAUCAUCACUGUCCACUUACAGGUAACAAGGAACAUUUUAUAUGCUGGUUUUUGAACUAAGCUAAGAGCUGUCUUUUAAAUAGGCCAGUGGUAAACAUUGCCUGUCACAGGGAUUUCUGUUUAAGGUCCUGUCUAUAUUGGGAAUAGUUGUACCAAUGUAAUUACACUGAUACAGCUAUUCUAGUGAUACGUCCUCCAUUUGUAGACAGACUAUCUCAAUGUACAGUAAGGACUGCAAGUGCACAGCUUACUUUGCUUAAAGCCUGUCAGGUAGUGGACGUGUAAAACCUGUGUUCAGUGGGUCUGAACCCUUGGACUUGGGGUUUUGUACUGGUGGAGCUACUGCCAACCCAGUACAGAAUAUCCCCAGAACAUACAGAUAGAUGCUAGGUCAAUUUUUCUCAAUAUUUGCAUUGAAUAUAUGCUCAAUUAUAAAUGCAGGAGGGCUGAAGGACCAAAUAAUAAAUUGUUACAUGUGCUUCAGUGGUGUAUUUCUGUAUGGUCAGCCAUUUCAGUGAUGCAAACAACAGGCAUUUCUUUUUUGUUAUUUGUUAUUUCUCAAGUCCUUAUCCAAGUCAGUAACCCUUUUGAAUAACUUUUGGUUGUCACCUGAAAUACAACAGAAAUGCUGUUCCUGGGAAAAGUUCAAAAGAAACGGAGCAUGGAGUGUUUCAAGUAUAUGGAUUUAACUAUACAGAGUUCAAAAGGAAGACAUGACUGUUUGAAAUAAUGAUAUGCUGGUUUAUGCUUGCCUCAGCCCAUGCAUUGCCAGCCAGGAGAAAAGGCAUGUACUAAGGCUGAGAAAGAGUCCUCACAACUGACAGAGGAAAGGUAAUUGGGUUGGGGGAGAUUCUGGCAGGAACUUUUUUAAAAAAAAAAUAAAUAAAUACAGGCAGCUCCUUUGGCUUUUCUACGAUU